Molecule: messenger RNA, 1641 nt
Organism: Saccoglossus kowalevskii
Lineage: Eukaryota; Metazoa; Hemichordata; Enteropneusta; Harrimaniidae
Product: conserved oligomeric Golgi complex subunit 8-like
Biological process (GO): intra-Golgi vesicle-mediated transport
Cellular component (GO): COG complex
Source: RefSeq, a predicted model, not a curated record
AUGGCGGUUCAGCUUGACGUGGAAGAUGAAACAAUUUUAACAGCGAUUUUUAAAGAUUCGUUCCCAGAAUCCUGGAGAGAGAAUCCUGAUUUUGUGUUGUACCUUGUUGAGCUGAGUUCAUUUGGAGUGGACAAAUUAAGCCAUGAACCAGAAAGACUUGCCGAUGAGAGAGCACAGAUUUUGGAACAGACACAGGACUUGGCCUUUCACAACUACAAAACAUUUAUCCAAACUGCUGAAUGUUCCAAGGAAAUAUUUCAAGAUUUCAGUAAAGUAGAACAACAUGUAAGUGACUUACUUGACAAGCUGCCGCAGUUCACAGGAAAAUGUAAUCAGUUUGUGAAAGAUGCACAAGAAAUUAAUUCAAGCCGUAAAAUGAACACCUUAACACUGGCCAAGUAUCCACAACUAUUGGAAAUCUUGGAGAUUCCGCAACUGAUGGACACCUGUGUGAGAAAUGGCUAUUAUGAAGAAGCACUUGAAUUGGCAGCUUAUGUCAAACGCCUAGAGAAAAAACACUUCAAUAUUCCAGUAAUUUUGGGUAUUGUAAACGAAGUAAGAUCAUCAACCCAAUUGAUGUUUAACCAGUUGAUACAACAGCUGCAUACCAAUGUACAGUUGCCAGCUUGUCUACGAGUUAUUGGAUAUUUACGUCGUAUGGAUAUACUCUCAGAACCAGAACUACGUAUCAAGUUCUUACAAGCAAGGAAUGCUUGGUUACAAGGCAUUAUUAAUGCCAUACCACAGGAUGAUGCAUAUUUCCAUAUUACCAAGGUAAUAGAAGCAAGCCGAGUGCAUUUAUUUGAUAUAAUAACCCAGUAUCGUGCAAUAUUUUCUGAUGAUGACCCUAUAAUGUCCUCAAUGCAGGAACAUGUAAACGAGAGUGCAAUAUUUUAUGGAUGGGUCAUUCAGAAGAUAUCUCAGUUUUUAAAAACACUAGAGACUGAUCUGGAGAAAGGUGUUGGGACACGAUUAGACUCUUUACUUGGACAGUGUAUGUACUUUGGUUUAUCAUUCAGUCGUGUUGGCGCUGACUUUCGGGGACUAUUACCGCCUUUAUUCCAAAGAGCUGCUUUGAAAUCCUUCAAGUCCUCAAUGAAGGAUGCCAUAAAAAGAUUUGAGGAGUCAAUGCAAUCCUAUACAUUAUUGUCAAUAUCAUCAUCAUUAUCAAGUACAGUGUUAUCAUCAGGAUUUUCUCAGGGUGAAAGCAACCUGAAUCCCCCCAUGGUUAUAAUGGAAUAUUCCCCACUAGCUGUCUACACCAAUCACAUUUUGACAGCUUUGAAUGAUUUGAGAUUGUGUGCACCAAUAGCAUUGGCUGAAGAGGUUGCUAUGCAACUACAAGAUUCCCUGUCUAAAAUGGUGGCUGCCAUCUUGGCUUUCCACAGCCCACAGACUCCUAGUGAUAGUGUCCCCUGCCCAAAGACUCCUAGUGAAAGUGGACCCUGCCCACAGACUCCUAGUGAAAGUGGACCCUGCCCAAAGACUCCUAGUGAAAGUGGACCCUGCCCAAAGACUCCUAGUGAAAGUGGACCCAGCCCACAGAUUCCUAGUGAUAGUGGCUCCUGCUCAAGUCUCCUAGUGAUAGUGGCCCCUGCCCACAGACUCCCAGUGAAAGUGGCCCUGCCCAAAGACUCCUAG